AUGAGUUUUUCGCUUCACUUCCGAACGAAUGAAGCAAGAAAGAAGAUGCUUCAUGGAACGAUGAGGAUGAUCAUUGUAAUUUUAUGUGGAUUCACCUUGAUGAUGGACCAUCCAUUGAAUCAAAUUGUACAGGGUUCUUUGUUUAUGGACCAAUCCGUAUCAUGUGAUAAUAGUAGAAUGUUCAAUGCUCCUGGAAUAAAUGGCAAAACAAUGACACAAUCAUGGCCUCUCCGAAUAUAUUCGGCAUCGGGAACAGUGAAAACAAAUUCGAAAGUAUCAUCACUCCAAACGAUGAAACAUAUGCAUUAUGUGGAUCUCAGCUCGACGAGUGAUCAGAAUCCAAACGAUGAACCAAAUGGAGCAAAUAAUGGAACAAUUGUUGUGGAUAUGCCACAAGGAGGUGUCGCCUUUACUAUCGUUACAAACUUGAGUGUCGGAGCUGUUUUUCUAAUAUUAUUCAUAUUAUUUAGACCUUGCCUCCCUCUCUUCAAUUUGAAAGAAAAGAAAACCCUUUUAAAAAACGUGAAGGAGAAUAUCAGAUCUCGCAACAAUUAUAUCAAUUACAAAGAUAAAGGUGGUGAUAUUUAUCCAACAGUUGAUGAAGAUUUAUUGGAAACAUCAUCCAUUAUUAAUAGAGAAAAACAGGACUCAAAAUUUGCAAUCCUACUAGAUUUUAAAGAUGAAAAUAAUGAAGAUGAUGAGAUGGAGGAGGAUGUUGAAAAAACAAACACAACCAUUGCAACACCAGUCAGUCUUUCAGAGUACAACUUAAUUGGAACCUCAUCUCCCGUAAUUGAGGAUAAUCCUAGAAUUUCCUUAGAGCAUUUGAGCCAAGCAGAAAAACCAUCACAGUCUGCAUCCAAGCCACAAAGAAAAAAUUCCUUUGCUAAAUCUUACCAAACCAAAAUGGAGCAUUUUAAGGCAUCCGCGAUCGAGUUUGGUCGAGAAAAAUGGGAGUUUUUAGUGGAAUUUGUCAAUUUUAGCGUGGACGUACUUCUUUCAUUUGUCUCUAGAAGACACAACCACGAAGAUAUGGAACGCCUCUUGAAUCGAUACUCGAGAGAUGUUGCUGUAUACCUACUCUUUCAAAAAGAAUUCAUCUCUGCCAUGGUAAUCAUUAGCGCUCUUUGUGCAAUAGUACUACUUCCCAUCCAUCUGACCCAACAAACAGAUAUUGAAAACAAAAAUUUUGAUUUUAAUGGAUUUAAUGUUGCUCCAAGCGACUAUCCUUUGCUUAGAACAACCAUAUCAACCGUGUUGGACAGUCCAUUCUUGCUUUUGAUUCACGUGUUUCUCUCGUUUGUGGUGUCCUUCGUAUUUGGCUUAUUUUUAUUCAGGUUCACGAGACAUGAUAUUGUUACAACUGAACACUAUGGAUCUAAGAAUGAGGCAUCACACACAGCAGUAAUUAGCUCACAUAGCGUGCUUGUUCAGGAUUUGCCUAGUGAUUUUAACAGCGAACCUCAAUUUGAGAAAAUGGUCAGAGAGGAGUUAUGUCCUGGCCUAAAUGUUGUGAAAGCAGUGUUAAUUUAUGAUGUGUAUGAUAGAAUUCAAAUGCAAAAUGAUUAUCAAGACAUUUGUGAUCAAUUAGAACAUAAUGAAUUCCUGCAAGAUCUUCACAUUGCUCACAAGAGAACGUUUUGGAGAUACAUUUAUCGUGACCGAACCAGAAAAAUUGAAACAUUGAGGAAAAGGAAACGAGAAUUGCGACUUGACAUGCAACAUUGGGAUGCAAUUUAUCAUCGGGUUAAAAACGAUGAAUAUGGAGCUGAACACGACAUUGUUCCAUGUUUAAAAUAUGGUUUUAUAGUUUUUGAAUCGACAAAGGAUGCCCAAACAUGCAUUGAUAAUUAUUAUAAGCGUGGAGACAUCAAGAUGCCAAUUAGGGCCUCAACUAUUUCUGACUUGGAUGAGAGUGGAGAUGUAGUCAACAUUUCUACCAUUAGAACCAUAUCAUUCCAGAUCAAACAAGCCUACGAGCCAAAUGACAUCAACUGGGAAAAUAUGCUGACAUAUACAGGAUUUUGGGAUGGGCUGAGAAAUUUCUUGAUGCAAUUUGUGGUCAUUUUAAUAUUCAUUUUCUUGACCACACCUAUGGCAUUGUUCUCCUCAUUGGAAUCAUUGACACGUAUACCUAUUGUGCACAUUUCUCUAUUCAAGUUUAAAGAGAGCGCUGGAGAGUUUGGAUCCGUCAUUUUCCAAUACACACCGACACUUGCUCUCCAUCUUUUCUCCAUUUUCCUUCCUUAUGGUAUCUGGUAUGCUCAAGACUUUUCAAAAUUUAGGUCCAAAUCAAGAUACAUGAGAAAACUCAUUUCUAGAUUAUUCAUCUAUCUGGUUCUUUCUACCUUGAUCAUGCCAAUGCUUUCUUUGACGAGUUUUGAUGCCUUUAUCAAUCUUGUGCAACAACAAGGAAAUAUUUCAGAAAUGCUCAGCAAUAUGUUUCUUCCUGGUGCUGGAUCCUAUUUCUUUAACUUUGUCCUUCAAACAGCCAUUUUGAAAAAUUGUGAAGAUAUUUUGAGAGUUUAUAAUUUAAUUUAUUACUUGUGGGGAACCAGAUAUCUCCCUAAAUGUAGUCCCCUUCAAAAAUUGAAAGCAUGUGAACUUUCUCUCUUCUACUUUGAAUAUGAGUAUCCAUUCAUGCUUUCAAUUCUUGCAAUUUGCAUCACAAACUCAUUAUUUUCUCCAUUGAUUUUAUUCUGCUGUUUGCUUUAUCUCUUUUUCAAACAUUUGGUAGAUCGAUAUGUCAUUAUGUAUAUUUAUGGACACGUUGCAGAGGGAGCUUGUCAAGGAGUACUCACUAACAAUUUUAAAUCUCACAGAAAAUUAAUUUCGCUUUUGUGUUCUCUAGUGAUGUCAAUUAUGGCCAUCUAUCACGGAAGCAUGACUUUAUUUUUUGGAAUUAGAAUCAAAGCCAACGCCUGGUUCAUUUCACACACAGUACUGAGUGGAAUUGCAUUUACAGGAAUUAUGGUGGUGUGGUUUACUUAUUUUACCAAAAACACAACUGCAAAGGAUUUCAUUCGACAACGAAUAUUCAAACCCAUCCGAAAUAUUUUCUUGACAGGAUCCAUCACAUCCAAUACGAAUGGCUCUCUCAAUGAAGAUCAAGAAAUUAGAGCUAGACCUGGCGAGCCACACUAUUACAAUUCCUAUGGUAGUGAUCACAAUUCUAAGGUUUCCUUUUCGACACUUACGAAACCAAACGACGAAUUACUCGAACAAAUGAAGCGAGCUUACGAACCUCCUUUCAAAUAUUUCAUCAAUGAAUUGGAGGCUGACAGGCAACAAGUCAUUUGA
Messenger RNA from Naegleria fowleri, 3300 nucleotides. RefSeq lists its product as uncharacterized. The record is from RefSeq and is a predicted model, not a curated record. Bases 1 to 3300 code for a protein of 1099 amino acids. Gene Ontology annotation, molecular function: calcium-activated cation channel activity. NCBI's taxonomy places the organism in Eukaryota, Heterolobosea, Eutetramitea, Acrasida, Naegleriidae. Gene Ontology annotation, cellular component: plasma membrane. The transcript has 5 exons.